ACACGCACACACAUAUAUAAAUAUGUUUGUGUGUGUAUGUGUGUGUGUGCAUGUUUGCAGUAAGGAAAAAUAUGAAGCUUUUCGGAUGAAAUCGAGCGAGAGAGAGGAACAUUUAAGAAUUUUAAGUCGAUGUAAUGAGAUGAACGUAGAAAGAAAUGUUCUCAGGUUCGUAUAGAAGCGUGUAAUCCUAUUAAACAGAGAAAUCUUGUUUACGAAGUAUUCUAGAAAUUGUUUUCAUUUCUAAAUGAAAACAACUAUUUCUUGGUAAUUAAUGUAAACCAAAGAUGGAUCCAGUUUUUCUAUAAUGUAUAAAUUGUUGUUGGAUUUGAGAAGUUUCCAAAAAUGAUUUGUGAAUUCGUUUGUAUUGUCACAAAUGAUCCGUUUCAUUGGUGUUAAACGACGAUUAAUAUUCAUAUAGCUAACCUAUAAAAACAAAAUGUAGUUCCUAUGCUAAACUAUUUACUGGCAGAAUGUUAGCAACUCCUCAAAGACUUCUUCUCCAUUGUGCGACACCUUGUUCUAAAAUUAGAUUCUAUUAAACGAUUCCUCCGAAGAGGGGAACAAAAUAGAAAAAGAGAAAAAAGUGGUCGACCGAGAAAAGAAAGAUUGAGAAGAGAAAACCAUGGAGAUAAUAGGCAUCUUGUGGAUCGUUUAUUACCAAAUUUUCAACAUUGGAAUAGUUAAUUCUCAACCUCCUCUCAGACCGCAAAAAGAUAUUCAAAAAUCAGAAGCUUUGGAAUAUCUCCUCCGAACAACAGAUUACCGGAAGGGCUUUCCUCCAGAAUUUAAUUACGAUAGACCAACAGAAAUCACAUGUCAGAUUAUGAUAGACAGCAUCGAUUCGAUAAAUGAAGCAACAAUGGAUUUUACACUAAGUAUGUUUUUAUAUCAGCGAUGGUGUGAACACCGUUUAAUGUUUCGAGGAAUCGUUAACACAACCUAUUUAGAACUAGAUGCAAAUGCUAUAAAAGAAAUAUGGGUACCAGACUUGUAUUUCCCAAAUGAAAAACGUUCAAAUUUCCAUGAAGUUACAAUGGCAAAUAGGAUGCUCCGAAUAAAUGAAGAGGGAAAUACGCUUUUUUCUAUGAGAAUCACGAUGACAUUAACAUGUAAAAUGAACCUUCGAAAUUUCCCAUUCGACAAACAAGUUUGUUCAAUGCAGGUAGCCAGCUUCAGUUACACGAACUCAACAUUAUUAUUGAAAUGGUUUCCUGUCAAAGCAGUUCAAAUAAGCAAGGAUGUGGUUGACACACAAUUCAUAAUGCAGAAGGUCUCACAGUCUGAAUGUGUGAACUUUGUUCGACAAGAAGGCAACCAUAGCUGUCUUCAAGCAAAUUUUCACUUGACUCGUAGUGUGGGUUACUACGUUGUCCAAAUGUACAUCCCAACAAUACUCAUUGUCGUCCUGUCUUGGUUAUCCUUUUGGUUGAAUGUCGACUCAGUGCCCGGACGUAUAUCUCUUGGUGUACUCACAGUUCUCACAACAACCACUCAAAUUUCAUCCGUCAAUGCAACUUUGCCAAGGGUCUCUUAUACAAAGGCCAUAGAUAUCUGGAUGGCGACCUGUCUGCUAUUUGUAUUCGCUGCAUUACUUGAAUUUGCUGUUGCUAAUAUCUUAAGCAGGAAAGAAACAAUGAACGGAUUCUUCUUUCAACAUGUUUACAGCAAAGACGGUAAACAAACCCACACCAAUUACAAAUCGGAGACAAAGUCAGACCCAACUGGUUCAAUCAACAAAGACUGUGAUGUAGAAGGUGGUAUACGAAAACGAACUGGAAUUUGGUAUGCUUGUAUUCUGGAUAGUUCUUCCAGAAUUGCUUUCCCUUUAAUGUUUGCCCUUUUCAAUCUAAUUUAUUGGCCGACUUAUCUAGGAAAAACAGACUAAUUAAAUCUUCCCCUUCAUAGCAUCAUUUUUAUAAAUUUCUGGACUUAAUCCUAAGGAGAGGAUCUGUCCUGAUAAAUGGCUGUAAAAAUUAUAUCCAAACCAUUGUGCUUUGAAGAACAUUGUUUCCUGACGGAGAUAUUUAUUCAAUUGUCUCCCAAAAGAUUUCCUUGAAUUCUUCUAUUUUGUCUUCUCAUCUUGUGUCUUAUUUUCUCUCUUUCACAAUUACCAUAUUUCGUGGCAUAUAAGAUGGAAUUUGUUGAAGCAGAAAUCGUGUAGCCAGAAGCCCCUUCUGUCGUCAACCUUUACUUGUUUGCAAGCAAGGUAUUAUUUCUCCAUAGCUAGACAUGUUUUUCACAGAAGACUGGAAACAAACAAUCUUGCUAGUAUGAGGAUGAUGAUGAUGAUGAUACUCAUUUACAACCAUCACAAGAUGUCCUGACAACGGUACGCACAAGCGCAUAUACAUGUAUUCAAACACACACACACACACACACACUAGAUGAACCCUAAUUUCAGCAGCACUUAUUUUGGAAAAAACGUUUGGGGGGGUUUAAAGCUGACAGGAAACCCAACUUUGCAUAUAGGGCUCAGGGUAAUUUUUUUGAGACAUUAUUUUUUAACACAAGCGUCUUAUAUGCU
Messenger RNA from Octopus bimaculoides (California two-spot octopus), 2524 nucleotides. Its product is annotated as glycine receptor subunit alphaZ1. NCBI's taxonomy places the organism in Eukaryota, Metazoa, Mollusca, Cephalopoda, Octopoda, Octopodidae. Gene Ontology annotation, cellular component: membrane. Gene Ontology annotation, biological process: monoatomic ion transmembrane transport. Gene Ontology annotation, molecular function: extracellular ligand-gated monoatomic ion channel activity; transmembrane signaling receptor activity. The record is from RefSeq and is a predicted model, not a curated record.